Messenger RNA from Tinamus guttatus (white-throated tinamou), 3070 nucleotides. The record is from RefSeq and is a predicted model, not a curated record. NCBI's taxonomy places the organism in Eukaryota, Metazoa, Chordata, Aves, Tinamiformes, Tinamidae.
UAUUUGCAGUUUCCUGAAUGCGGUUUCUAUGGAAUGUAUGACAAAAUUCUGCUCUUUCGCCAUGACCCUACCUCUGAAAACAUUCUCCAGUUGGUAAAAUCAGCUACAGAUAUCCAGGAAGGAGACUUAGUCGAAGUUGUCCUGUCAGCUUCUGCUACGUUUGAAGACUUUCAAAUCCGGCCACAUGCUCUUUUUGUUCAUUCUUACCGGGCACCAGCUUUUUGUGACCACUGUGGAGAAAUGCUGUGGGGACUGGUGCGGCAAGGCCUCAAAUGUGAAGGAUGUGGUCUAAAUUACCAUAAGAGAUGUGCUUUUAAAAUCCCUAACAACUGCAGUGGUGUACGUAAAAGGCGCCUGUCGAAUGUCUCCUUAACAGGACUCAGCAGCAUUCGGACAGUUUCUGCAGAGCCUUCGCCUAGCACGUCAGAGGAAGCUCUUCUGCAAAAGACACCAUCAGAAUCAUUCACUGGUCGAGAGAAGAGAUCAAACUCACAGUCCUACAUUGGACGACCUAUUCAGCUUGACAAGAUCUUACUUUCCAAGGUUAAAGUGCCUCACACAUUUGUCAUCCACUCUUACACACGCCCAACAGUUUGCCAGUAUUGUAAGAAGCUUCUCAAAGGACUUUUUAGACAGGGUUUGCAGUGCAAAGACUGUAGGUUCAAUUGUCACAAACGCUGUGCUCCUAAAGUGCCAAAUAACUGCCUGGGGGAAGUUGCCAUUAAUGGAGAUCUCCUUAGUCCUGGGGCUGAGUCUGAUGUGGUCAUGGAAGAAGGGAGUGAUGACAAUGACAGUGAAAGAAACAGUGGUUUUAUAGAUGACAUGGAAGAAUCUAUAGCUCAUGAUUCUGAGAUAUCAAUGACGGGAUGCCACAGUGACAAUGGGGAAAUGCAGGAUCCUGAUGCAGAUCAUGAUGAGUCUAACAGGAUGAUCAGCCCUUCAACCAGCAACAAUAUUCCAUUAAUGAGAGUGGUACAAUCUGUGAAGCACACGAAAAGGAGAAGCAGCACAGUAAUGAAGGAGGGCUGGAUGGUUCACUAUACAAGCAAGGACACACUGAGGAAGAGACAUUACUGGAGACUAGACAGCAAAUGCAUUACACUUUUUCAAAAUGAUACUGGAAGCAAAUAUUAUAAGGAAAUUCCAUUGUCUGAAAUUUUGUCUCUGGACCCUGCAAAAACUUUCACUUUACUGCCUCAGGGAGCCAGUCCUCACUGUUUUGAAAUAAGCACAGCAAAUAUAAUCUAUUAUGUUGGAGAAAACAUAGAAAACCUUGCAAGUGUUCCACUAAAUAACAGUGUUCUCACUAGUGGUAUUGGCACAGAUGUGGCAAGAAUGUGGGAGAUGGCAAUACAGCAUGCUUUGAUGCCUGUCAUCCCUAAAGGGGCAUCAACUGGAUCAGGACCAAAUGUACACAGGGAUAUAUCCAUCAGUAUUUCAGUGUCAAACUGCCAAGUUCAAGAAAAUGUGGACAUUAGCAGUGUGUACCAAAUCUUCCCAGAUGAGGUGUUGGGAUCAGGACAGUUUGGAAUUGUUUACGGAGGAAAGCAUCGCAAAACAGGAAGAGAUGUUGCCAUUAAAAUAAUUGACAAACUAAGGUUUCCAACCAAACAGGAAAGCCAACUUCGUAAUGAGGUUGCAAUUCUACAGAAUCUUCAUCACCUUGGGGUUGUAAAUCUGGAGUGCAUGUUGGAAAAACUCCAUGGAGACAUGUUGGAGAUGAUCUUAUCAAGUGAAAAAGGCAGAUUGCCAGAGAGAAUAACGAAGUUCCUAAUUACUCAGAUCCUUGUUGCUUUAAGGCAUCUUCAUUUCAAAAAUAUUGUUCAUUGUGACCUGAAACCAGAGAAUGUAUUGUUGGCAUCAGCUGACCCUUUCCCACAGGUAAAACUCUGUGAUUUUGGCUUUGCUCGAAUCAUCGGAGAGAAAUCCUUUAGGCGUUCAGUUGUAGGAACACCAGCUUACCUUGCUCCAGAAGUACUGAGAAACAAAGGCUAUAACAGAUCUCUGGAUAUGUGGUCUGUGGGUGUCAUCAUUUAUGUAAGCCUCAGUGGUACCUUUCCAUUCAAUGAAGAUGAAGAUAUUCAUGACCAAAUUCAGAAUGCUGCCUUCAUGUAUCCACCUAAUCCAUGGAAGGAAAUUUCUCCUGAAGCUAUUGAUCUCAUAAAUAAUUUGUUGCAAGUGAAAAUGAGAAAGCGCUACAGUGUGGACAAAACAUUAAGCCAUCCAUGGUUACAGGACUAUCAAACCUGGUUAGAUUUAAGGGAACUUGAAUGUAAAAUAGGGGAACGUUACAUCACCCAUGAAAGCGAUGAUUCCCGAUGGGAGCAGUAUUCAGGAGAACAUGGAUUGCAGUACCCAGCACACCUUAUCAAUCCAAGUGCUAACCAUAAUGAAAACACCACACUAGAGGAAACUGAAAUGAAAGCCCUCAGUGAGCGUGUCAGCAUCCUUUAAGUUGCAUCCCCUAUAAUCUGUCAAAACACUGUGGAAUUAAUAAAUACAUACGGUCAGGUUUAACGUUUGCCUUGCAGAACUGCCAUUAUUUUCUGUCAGAUGGGAACAAAGCUGUUAUGCUGUUACACUGUUGAUGUAUCUGAGUUGCCAAGACAAAUCAACAGAAACAUUUUUGUGUGACCAACUGUGUUGUAUUUACAAAAGUUCCCAGAAACACUAAACUUGUUAUUGUGAAUGAUUCAUGUUGUAUUUAAUGCAUUAAAACCUGUCUCCACUGUGCCUUUGCAAACUAGUGUUUUUCUUACUUGAGCCUCAUUUUGGUAAGAGAAAACUUUCCCAUGAAGACCUGGGGGUUUUUUGUUUGUUGGGGUUGUUUAGUUUUUUUUUGUUGGUGGUGUUUUUUUUGAUGCAUCAUUAGUAUUGUAAUUGUAAGCAAACUCUUGAAGAGUAGAUUAUUACUGCUGUUCUGUGAACAACUUCUACCAUUUGGAUAAAAGCUUUAUUUAGUGUGGGGAAAAAAAAGAAAAAUACAAAAACAAAGCAUAAAAUAAAUUGUACAGCACUGUACAGUUUUAAAUCAGAUAACCUGUGUGUAUGUGAUUUUAUGUAUGGCUAU